GUUGGUUGCGUGAUUCCAAUUCUUGGCCCUUCCCCGAGGUCGACAAAGCGUGAAAGCGUAGUCCAAGCCUUCAAAGCCAACAGGUAAAAAGUGGAUGCUCCGCGGGAUCAAGCCGCUGAACGACCCCCACUCCCCCCCUUGGCAGGCCAAUCAGACCCACUCACGACGACGUCGACCUGGACGCCAGUGCAAUUGCGCAAUCUGUGCCAGGAAUAAUGCCACAACCACCCGUCACUAUCACAACCACCGCAAACAAACUACGACAAGCUGUUAGUGGUCGCUUAAUGCUUCCUGAUGCACCUUCGUACCUCCAACCCACGCGACGUCCCCGCACCACGUCUAUGGACAAUAGACAAUCCGAAUGCAGUACGACGCAGCGAGAGUGCCAUGUCGACACGACGACUGGUGGAGUCUGGGCAACGACACUAUCCAUGAUCCUGGGACAGACUUGCAUAGCAGCAUGCAGGGUCUGUCUUGAGCUCAAAGUUUAAACAUCGUUGCUUUCCCCAGUUUCUCGCGUCUCACUGGUGUCUCUUGUGUCUCUCCACGGUCUGCUGUCAAGGAGUGACCCGGAUCAACACCUCGACCUUCCCAAUCUGGGUCUACAUUCCGACAUCACCUUCACCACGACGUACCGAGCACCUCUCGAAUAUGGGCUUCCCAUCCUUCUCCGCCUUGCGCGGAAAGCGUGGUGAAGAUGUAUCAGUCUCGAAAAAGGGGUCUGAGUAUGGCGUGGCUGUUGAGAACAAUGCCGGUAUAUCCGGCUCCGAGUCGGACGACUUCGCCGCCAUUGACCCAAACUCGGGCGUGAAGCGCGGCCUCAAGACCCGUCACCUUUCCAUGAUGGCUCUUGCCGGCAUCAUUGGACCCGGUCUUCUCAUUGGAUCGGGCCGAGCUCUGGCAAAUGGUGGCCCGGCUGCUCUGUUGAUUGGCUUUGGCGUGAUUGGUAUCAUUGCCUUUUCUAUUAUGCAGAGUCUGGGUGAACUCACCACGCUGUACCCGACCGGCGGUGCUUUUACCGGGCUGUCAGACAGAUUCGUUGACAAGGCGUUUGGUGUGGCUGUUGGGUGGAAUUACUUUAUCAUUUGGUUCUGUGUCUUGGCGAACGAGUACAACGUCAUCUCGAGCAUCAUGGUUGACUGGACGGAUGCCAUUCCCAUUUGGGGGUGGUUCUUGAUUUUUUGGUUCUCCUUCACCGCCUUCCAGAUGUUGGGUGUCGAAACCUUUGGCGAGGCCGAGUUCUGGCUGGCGCUUUUCAAGCUUGUUGGCUUGAUCGCCUUCUUCUUCUUCAGCCUGAUCUACGCAUCUGGUGGUGUGAUUGGCGCCGAAGCUAUUGGAUUCAGUUACUGGCGUGAACCCGGUGCCUUUACGGAUGGCUUCCGCGGUGUUGCCUCGGUCUUUGUUUUCUGCAGCACCUUUUACGCCGGAGUCGAAUCCGUUGCCGUCGCCGCCACCGAGACUAAGAAUCCCCGUCGCGCCGUGCCAUUGGCCAUUCGACAGGUAUUCAUCCGCAUUGUGGUGGUGUACAUGGGCAGUGCCUUUUUCUUCGGGCUCGUCUGCCCCGCCAACAGCCCCGACCUGACAUCGGCUACACAACGUGCAUUGCGCAGUCCCAUGACAAUCGCCAUCGCGAACGCCGGGUGGGAGGGCGGCAAGCAUCUGAUCAAUGCUUUUAUCCUUGUCACUUGCCUUAGCGCCGUCAACUCUUCCAUCUUCAUUGGCAGUCGCACCAUUCUGUUCAUGGCUCAGACUCAAAAGGCUCCCAAGUUCUUGGGAUGGACCAACAAGAGAGGUGUCCCCGUCCCUGCCAUCAUCUUCACCAACCUGUUUGGUGCAUUGAGCAUGAUGAAUGUCAGCACGGGUGCCCAGGAUGCCUACUCCUACAUUGUCAACCUCAGCGGUGUCUCUACCUUUUUGGUAUGGGCCGCCAUCAGCUGGACUCAUAUCCGCUUCAGAAAGGCUUGGGCAGCUCAGGGACACUCCGACUCCGAGCUGCCUUUCAAGUCAAUGCUCUACCCCUACAAUGCCUGGUUUGGUCUCGGCACCAACAUCUUCCUUGCCCUCAUCCAGGGCUGGGCCACCUUUGCGCCUUUUGACGCCGUCGACUUUGUCGACGCCUACAUUCUACUGCCUCUCUUCGGCGUCAUUUAUGUCGUCUACAAGUUCUGGAACAAGACAAAAACUGUCAACAUUCACACAGUCGACCUUCAGGAGGGCAGGAGAAAGGAUUUGGAUGAUGGAAGACGACCUCUCGCCGAUGGUGAGGAGAUUGACUCGACUUUGCCCUGGUAUAAGAAGCUGUGGAAGAGUCUCUGAUGCAUGGGUUUGCUGUAUGUGGAAUGCGAAACGUGUUACGAGUGUGUGGAUGGACCUAUCGACGGGAAGUGAUUUGGAGAUACCCCUUGUUGUUAAUGCGUUUAGUUGGGCAAGCAAUUGCAUGGAUUUAAUUUAUUGUUGUUCUACCCAAGAAAUCUUCAAUUUGGAACUAGACAAAUGGAUGUAUGACAUACUUUACCAUAUACGAUAA
Podospora pseudocomata is the source of this 2527-nucleotide messenger RNA. It is a transcript of the gene AGP3, whose product is annotated as General amino acid permease. Bases 652 to 2316 code for a protein of 554 amino acids. The record is from RefSeq and is a predicted model, not a curated record. Gene Ontology annotation, biological process: amino acid transmembrane transport. The transcript is spliced from 3 exons. Gene Ontology annotation, molecular function: amino acid transmembrane transporter activity. Gene Ontology annotation, cellular component: membrane. NCBI's taxonomy places the organism in Eukaryota, Fungi, Ascomycota, Sordariomycetes, Sordariales, Podosporaceae.